Molecule: messenger RNA, 818 nt
Organism: Ilex paraguariensis (yerba mate)
Lineage: Eukaryota; Viridiplantae; Streptophyta; Magnoliopsida; Aquifoliales; Aquifoliaceae
Source: the annotation of a GenBank genome assembly
GUAUCAAUUGCUGCAGAAAAUCUCUAAAGAAGCUUCUUGAUGGAGUUCCUCUUUUUAAAGAGAUUCACCAUGAUGUGGUUUGUCCUGGGUGUCAAAAUGGAAAAUCACAUCGCCUCCCUUUUUCGAAUUCAAAGAAUAGAGCUUUCGCUGCGUUACAACUGGUUCAUUCAAAUCUGAUGGGGCCAACAAGAACACCCAGUUACUCUGAUUUUCGCUAUGUAAUGGUCUUGUGGACGACUUUUCUCGGUUCACUUGGGUGUACUUCUUAGCAAACAAAAGUGAGGCUUUCUCUAAAUUUGUGUAGUUCAAGGAGCAGGUAGAGAAAGAAUUCGAGCUGCAAAUCAAGUGUCUACGCACCGACAAUGGAGGAGAAUAUAUGUCUGAUCAAUUCCUCGAUUACUGCAAAGAACAUGGCAUUCAGUGUCAAAAGACUUACCCGAAAACUCCACAGCAAAAUGGAGUUGAUGAGCACAAGUUGGCACAUCUUACAUCUAUGUGCUUCCCAUGGUUGCAUAUAAAGAACCUUCCAAGAGAGCUGUGGGCAGUAGUUGUUCAAUUAGUUUGUCAUGUCAUAAAUCGUUUACUUUCAUGGCUAGGGACAAAACCAUCUCUUUUGGAAGCACUAUACUAUCACAAACCCAAUGUGAGUUAUUUUCGAGUCUUUGGUUUAGUUUGUUAUGUCCAUGUCUCAAAAACUAAUUGGACUAAACUGGACCCAAGGGCAAGGCCCUAUAUUUUUGUUAGUUAUGAUACUCACUAGAAAUGAUGGAAAUGUAUGGAUCCAGAAACAAAUAAAGUUGAUGUUUCCCGUGACGUGG